This is a messenger RNA of Metarhizium album ARSEF 1941, 2823 nucleotides long. Its product is annotated as Protein-tyrosine phosphatase, receptor/non-receptor type. Gene Ontology annotation, biological process: protein dephosphorylation. The record is from RefSeq and is a predicted model, not a curated record. Lineage: Eukaryota; Fungi; Ascomycota; Sordariomycetes; Hypocreales; Clavicipitaceae. The transcript is spliced from 2 exons. Gene Ontology annotation, molecular function: protein tyrosine phosphatase activity. The coding region runs from base 1 to 2823 and encodes 940 amino acids.
AUGAAGACUCAGUCGCGGCAUUCCCCGGCCGCAGCGAGUCCUUACUCCUACCACCAGUCUCAUGCCUCGCGUUCGCAUAGGGUCGCCAAGCACACAACCUCACCAGCAACCUCACCGAAAGCGCCGUAUUCUGUCGGACAAAACUACCCGCCCAUGCUGUCUCCUACCAUGACCGUAGACAGCGCCCGGGCGCCGAGUCCCAACUACUUUGGGCUUGUCAUCGAACCUAGCAGCGACCCCAGGGAGUCGUCCGCACUGGCUCAAGAGAACUGGAGUCCUGGCUCGUCUGUAAAGUCUUUUGCCGCUGCGCUACCGAAACAAAUUACCCUGGACCCAAAUCCCGAAUUCGAAGCGUUCAAAAAGGCCGCCGACCUGAGCAGAGGCAAACCUCUCUCCAUCGCCACGCAUGCCACGCUGCCGACCUCGCACCCUACGCCUGUUCGACCCCGGCCGCCGAGAUGGCACACUUACACAAGCGAUGCUGGCUCUGAUGGCUCGUCUCCAAAGGCCAUCCGAUCUCUCAAGCCAAAACCGACAAGCAAGAGCGAUGUCGACCAUGACAGCCUACACGACUCGGCUUACAUCUCCUCGGAUUCGAAACGCAACUCCGAGUCGUCGUUGAUACCGACACAGCUGACGGGCACGACGCCGCUCGAGUCGCCUGGACAAAUCGAGACGCCUCACCAACGACCCUGUCUUCCUCGAGCAGAUCCCCGCGAGUCCCGACUAUCCCUGGCACUCCCCCAGCCGGAUGCUCCUUCACCUGAUCUGACGGAUCAAACGCGUGCCAGGACCCUGCCACCAAAGUUGGAGCAUGGUCCGUCGUCCAUGAUAUCCGGUGCUCAGCUCAAAGAACUGAUGGAGUCCGUUGGAAAGAGCAAGAUGCUCUUGUUGGAUAUCCGCUCGUCCCAGAGCUUUGCCCAGUCUCGUAUCCAGGGUGCACUGAAUCUGUGUAUACCGACCACACUGCUCAAGCGUGCAACCUUUAACCUCAAAAAGUUGCAGCAAACUUUCCAGGGCAACCUGGACUCGAAUCAGUUCUCCAAAUGGCGGGACAUGGACUGGAUUGUAGUCUAUGAUGCGCAUGCUUCCGAUAAGCGCGAUGCCGUCACGGCGCAAAAUAUGACCAACAAGUUUACUAACGAGGGCUACCAAGGAAAGACAGCCAUUCUUCGUGGGGGAUUUGCAAUGUUCAGCGCUUCAUUCCCCCAACUCGUCGACACAUCGUCCAGUUCACAAUCACCCCUGCAGGGGAAUUGCCGCAGUGUCAGCAAGAGCACACUUGCCCCGGUGAUAGGCGGCGUCAACCUGCCCACAACUGACAACAACCACAAUCCAUUCUUUUCCAAUAUCAGACAGAAUAUGGAUCUUGCUGAUGGUGUGGGCCAAUUUGAAAUCGUGCGGCCUCGAGACUUGGACUCGCCUCUAUUACCAACGUGGCUUCGCGAUGCCUCGUCUCGUAGCGAUCACGGAAAAAUGGUCUCCAACAAGUUUCUAAAUAUUGAGCUGGACGAACAGUCACGGAUGAAGGCGGCAUUUGCAGCCUUUCAGCCUAACCAGAAGCCACAAGACUGCAAGUUCCAACUAUGUGGCGUUGAAGAGGGCACCAAGAACCGUUACAAGGACAUCUUGCCCUUUGAGCAUGCCAGAGUUCGACUUCAAGAAAUACAUAGGGGGUCGUGCGACUACGUCAAUGCCAGCCACUUGUCUGCAUCUAGAAGUUACAAACGAUACAUUGCUACCCAGGGGCCACUGCCCGCGACGUAUGAGGACUUUUGGUCAGUCAUCUGGGAGCAAGACGUCCGCGUCAUUGUCAUGUUGACGGCUGAGAGUGAAGGUGGUCAACUCAAGUGUCACCCGUAUUGGAAGGGGAGAGACUUUGGACCCAUCAGGCUGAAGGCAUUGUCGGAAAAGAAAGCUUCUCUGGACAUUGACAAACAACGAUCUGAACCGAAUUCAGCCCCGUCCUGGUCCUCGUUACCCGAGUCGGGACGUAGACGCGCAAACACGACAGCUAAUAGGCUUCAGUCGGCCAACUCAGCAACGCCACAAGGCCAGGGACAGUCGGAGACGCCGUACGUCACGAUUAGAAAGUUUGCCCUGUCUCACGCCGCGCACCCGUUUGCCCCCAUCAGGGAAAUCACCCACUUGCACUUCGCCGCAUGGCCAGACUUUGGAACCCCCGCUCAGCCAUCCCACCUGCUAGCUCUGGUCGAGCUUGCCAACGUGAUGCAACGAGCGGCCAUGCCAGUGGAGACGAGUUCCAUUGUCGGCUCCAAGGUACCAACGAUUGACUCGAUCCCGGUAACCUGGUAUGAUGAACCGGAGCAAGAUGCCAAUUCUCGGCCGAUGCUGGUGCAUUGCUCGGCAGGAUGUGGACGCACUGGAGCCUUCUGCACGGUUGACAGUGUCAUUGACAUGCUCAAACGCCAGCGACAGGCCAACGUCUCCGCGUCGUCACGACCCAGAGACAGCGAGGGCGAUGUCCCAAUGGACGCUCACGAAGAAGCUGCCUCUCCAGCGAUGACGGGGGCGCCUGGCUCCCGUGGCUUCUUUGACCGAGGCAUGGGUGCGCAUACUUGCCAGACGCGGGAGUCAUUUGGCAUUGAUACGGCGUGGCUGCGAGACGACGGCGUUGACCUGAUCCAAAAGACGGUGCAAGAUUUCCGAGAACAACGGCUAAGCAUGGUGCAAAGUUUACGGCAGUAUGUGCUGUGUUACGAAACCAUUCUGGAAUGGUUGAGUAGGAUGCAGGAUGGGACUUUGAGCAAUCGUAUGGGUGGGCGGGCACGAAGCGGGAGCCUUCAACAAGCGAGACGCUGA